Messenger RNA from Staurois parvus, 486 nucleotides. The record is from the annotation of a GenBank genome assembly. NCBI's taxonomy places the organism in Eukaryota, Metazoa, Chordata, Amphibia, Anura, Ranidae.
AUGCUUCAGAUUGCUAAGCAUGAGAUGGAACAGGAAGAGGAAGCCAGAGCCCAAGAGAAAGAGAGAGUCUUGGCUGAGCGCUGUGAACCUCUUCAACUUUCUGGAUUGUCAAUUUCUGAGCUUCAGGAUAUGUGCAGAGAGCUUCAUGCCAGGGUUGAUGUUGUGGAUGAAGAAAGAUAUGACAUGGAAGCUAAAGUGAAUAAAAAUGUUAUUGAGAUUGAGGACUUGAAUCGGAAGAUUUUGGACCUCCGAGGGAAGUUCAAACGCCCAACACUGCGGAGGGUACGCUUGUCAGCAGAUGCCAUGAUGCGAGCACUUCUGGGCACAAAACACAAGGCAGCCAUGGAUCUAAGAGCCAACCUAAAACAAGUCAAGCAAGCCAAAAAAGAUGAUACAGAUAAGGUAAGUGCAAAUUGUAGUUAUUUUGUUUGUAUGUUUCCCUUGCAUUUCCAUCUCUUGACAUUUGAGGAUACAUCUAGCAAAUAA